UAUUCCGCCGCACAAACCCCGGAAGUUCCUCGCCGUGUGUCUCCUCCUCAGCUGCUCGGAACGUUAUGGUUGGCCAACUUGUUUUCCUGCCGAACAAACCCGGAAGUUCCUCGCCGGACUAGUUUUGGAGCACAUCAUCGGUCUGGGCUAUUUAAGAUUCUCACACGGAGGUCACCGCUUCCCCAGCUGUGAUAGUUGUUCAUAUCAGAGGUCCGGGCAGCGUGCAUGUCGGCACAUGUGCAUCUGAUCUGGCUGGUUCCCUGUGGAGAAUGUUCUGCAGCUAUCAGGACCGGCAGGAGUUUGAGGACGAUCUCUACCGGGGAGACGGCGAGGAGUCCCAGGCGUCCGAGGCCUCCAGCGAUUUGGAGUUCCGCCUCUACGGUCAGCUCCACUACUCUUCCAAGGAGCAAGAUGGAGAGCUUCAUGUUUCCGAAAAGGCCGCAGAGACUGUUGUCACCGGGAAAGUUCCAAACUCUCCGCCAUCUUCUGAAACAGUCAAGCACAAGAGUAAAAAAGGUGUCAAACAGAAGAAGAAAAGGGAAGUACCUCAAGUUCCAAGACCACUGUCGCCGUUUGAGGAGGUGGUGGUCAUUUACACCAGCCCCGAAGUUAUCACCAUCUCUGACAGUGACACCUCUGAUGAUGAUGAUGACAACAAUGGGGUUUGUGCCCUGAAGGGUAGCGGGAAACCUCCAAAGCAAACGUCCAACCAAGACCAGAAGGCAUCCCUUAAAACUGUGGCAGUCAGUGCCCCAGUGUUGGUGGAUUCCAGCAGCUCCACUUCAGAGUCGGAGUCAGAAUGGGAGUCCGAGUCUGACUCCUCUGAUUCGGACAGUCUGGAGAACUGGAUGAUCCUGGGCGGGGGGAAGCAGGAUGGAGACAAUUGCAUUUCACUCAACUUGGAAGUCGGUCAUGACCUCCGUUCAGACGUUGAAGCAGACCACUCUGGCAACUGGCUGGUUUUGGAGAAGGACAAGAAGGCUCAAAUCCAGAAUAAACAGGGAGUGAGGCGCGCCCCUCCACGUUUCUCCAACCAACACAACAGAUACUACACGGGCGUUUGUCACAGGUGCAAAAGAACGGGACAUCUGUCCAAAAACUGCCCAAAUGCCGAAAAGAUGUCGCUUAGCUGCUACCUUUGCGGCGGCUCUGACCACCAAGUCCAAACGUGUCCCAAUCAACACUGCAAGAACUGCGGGCUUCCUGGUCACGUGCAACACUCCUGCAACGAGAGGCCGUUGUACGACAAAUGGUGCGACCGCUGCGGCAUCAAGGGCCACUUCAGUAACGGCUGUCCAGAGCAAUGGAGCAGUACCACAUCACGACCAGACCGGGUCCUCCUGUCAAACCUCAAGACCUGCACAACGUGAGACGACCCGCCUCCUGCUUCAACUGCUCCAGGAGAGGACACUUUGGCCACCUCUGCACCAGGGAGGGCAGGUUCAGAGGAAUAUACAUCAGCACGCCGGAGAUCAACUAUUACGACACCAAGAAGGAUAUUCCCCACAGGAAGCACAUGCUCCGGUCUUGGGUUGAAG
This is a messenger RNA of Entelurus aequoreus (snake pipefish), 1538 nucleotides long. RefSeq names its product zinc finger, CCHC domain containing 7 (gene zcchc7). Gene Ontology annotation, molecular function: nucleic acid binding; zinc ion binding. The coding region runs from base 270 to 1370 and encodes 366 amino acids. The transcript has 9 exons. Lineage: Eukaryota; Metazoa; Chordata; Actinopteri; Syngnathiformes; Syngnathidae. The record is from RefSeq and is a predicted model, not a curated record.